AUGCAGUUCCCGAGUCUACGACGGAUACGGGCCCUGUGGUCCAACGUCCUCCCGGUCUAUUUGAGUUCAUUUUUAUCCCCGGGUGACCGACGGCCCAUCAUCAUUCGGUUUUUGAUAGCCACCAAAGCCGUUUUCUGGCGAAUAGCGUCGAUAGGGCUGAAGAUUCUUCCACCUCGCCUGCGAUCGCGUUUGCAACCCAGAGAACCUGUACUCUUCUUUCAGUGUUCACUAGUCACCUUUUUCAUCCUGCUACUCCGUUUCGACGCAACACACAUCCAUGAUCACUCAACAGUCUCUGGCUAUUAUGGCCCGGGGGCAUUCUGGGCAUGGAUCAUUACAUGUGUGAUGGCCUUCGGCCCUGCUGAGGGUCGGAUUCUGCUAAGACGGAUAUGGUCGGACCCUUUUGAAGGUCUAGGGGAAAGGGGCAUUAUUGAUCUGCCACACCCGUGGGAAGAUAGGACGAAUAGCUCUAGCGAGAGCAGCUGCCAAGGCCAAGGAGCCCCUGAGGAGGAUGGGAUAAAGCCAGAAAAACUUGCCGCCUUGAGGAAGAUGCUAGACUGCUUAUUCCUCCUUCUACGGAAGGACGAGGAUGAGAUACAGAAACUGCCAUACCCCUUGGUUCGGCUUCUUCGGAGUAUUGCUCGUGGUGCAAGCGUUUCUGGCGAGGCCAACUACUAUUCUCUAUUCACCGACUAUCGAAGCUUCAUAGCGACCCCGGGACUUUCCCCCGAAUAUGCUCAGCAGGUUCGGCGUCAAAAUGAAAAGGCCAUGGGUGAACGGGCCGAAAAAAUCCUGGACUUUUUCCCUUGCACCACGAAGCGUCAUUCCAACGACCAUCCCGGAUUCAUUGAGUACCGUUUAGAGUGUCGUGGAGGGACUGUUGAAGCCUAUCAUGGCCUGCUCGAUGAUAUAUCAACUGUGUUCCCUUGGUUUGACAUGAACGUCACGGACUUCAUCAUCCAUCUCAUUGAUCUCCGCAAUCGCCUCCAAUUCUUGGAGUAUCGGAGAAGGCUUACCGACCUACCGGCUCGACUGGAUACUACCGCCUGUACCGCAAUGGUAUAUCCCCUGAUUGCAUGUUGUGUGCAGCUGAGACGGCAUUUCCCCUUCAAAAAGCACGAGUGGGGGGCUGAAGAUCAGGCGGUGGCCUCUGUGGCCCAGAUUUCCAUCGCCUUGUCCACCUUUGCGUUUUUAUCGAAUCGACCAUUCAAUCGCUGGUUUACAUGGCGGAUUGCUGCCUGGGCGGCUGUCCAUGUGUGCAGUUGUGCAGUCUUGUGGUGCCGCACACGCUACACACAGAUGAGAACUGUUCGAACUAUGCCCAUGGUAUUAACACCUCAUCCGUCCAAAUUCGAGGAACUGCGUGCAAUGAGCUCUUGGGAUAUGAAUUUCGGUAUCCCCCUUCCGCGCUCAUCUGCCUCACUCGGCGACCUAGACCAGGCGGCUGCUCUGGCCACAGCGGUUGCCAUUAUGCUGUCUGAUCUUUUUCAGCAAGGACUGUCGUCCGUGAUGAGACGUUUUGUUCCCUUGCUGUUCGAAACUCUGAAUCCUAUUGCCCGGCUCUUCACGCUGGUGCGGGGGAAGUUACAGAACGAUGAAGCGAGUAUUCCGAGUACCAGAGCAUGA
Aspergillus thermomutatus is the source of this 1626-nucleotide messenger RNA. RefSeq lists its product as uncharacterized. The transcript has 2 exons. The coding region runs from base 1 to 1626 and encodes 541 amino acids. The record is from RefSeq and is a predicted model, not a curated record. Lineage: Eukaryota; Fungi; Ascomycota; Eurotiomycetes; Eurotiales; Aspergillaceae.